GAGAACCGAGGAGAAGCGGCAGCCAACCUGCGAGGUCCGCACAUCAUGCCAGCGCCUAAGAAAGUGUGUGUGGUCGGCUCUGGCAACUGGGGCUCUGCCAUUGCCAAGAUUGUGGGUGCCAACGCAGCAAAACAUGACACGUUCGACACAACGGUGAACAUGUGGGUCUUCGAGGAAAUGGUGAAUGGACGUAAACUUACAGAAAUCAUCAACACAGACCACGAAAAUGUCAAGUACCUGCCCGGUCACAAGCUGCCCCCUAACGUGUUGGCUGUCCCGGACUUGGUGGAGGCUGCGAAAGGAUGCGAUAUCCUCAUCUUUGUGGUCCCUCACCAGUUCAUCACCAGAGUCUGCGACACCAUCAAAGAUCACAUCAAGAAGGAUGCAGUGGGAAUGUCCCUCAUCAAGGGUGUUGAUGAGGGUCCAGAAGGUCUGAAGCUGAUCUCGGAGGUCAUCCGUGGAAAGCUCGGGAUCACCAUGACGGUUCUCAUGGGAGCAAACAUCGCCAACGAGGUCGCCGAGGAAAAGUUCUGCGAAACUACCAUCGGGUGCAAGGACAAAGUAAACGGGCCCGUCCUGAAGGAGCUGAUGCAGACGACUAACUUCCGUGUGACGGUGGUGGAAGAGUCUGAUGUGGUGGAGAUCUGUGGGGCUCUUAAGAACAUCGUGGCGGUCGGAGCAGGUUUCUGUGACGGCCUGGGGUUCGGCGACAACACCAAGGCCGCCGUGAUCCGUCUGGGCCUGAUGGAGAUGAUCGCCUUCGCCAGGCUGUUCUGCACAAACUGCCCCGUGUCCCCCGCCACCUUCCUGGAGAGCUGCGGCAUUGCCGACCUCAUCACGACCUGCUACGGUGGACGCAACCGCAAGAUCGGGGAAGCGUUCGCCAAAACAGGAAAGACCAUCGAGGAGCUGGAGAAGGAGAUGCUGAACGGUCAGAAGCUCCAGGGUCCGGCAACUGCAUCCGAGGUCAACCACAUCCUGAAACACAAAAACAUGGUGGAUAAGUUCCCUCUCUUCAAUGCCGUUUACCAGAUCUGCUUCAACGGCCACCCCGUCUCAGAGUUCAUCAACUGUUUGCAAAACCACCCCGAGCACAUGUGACGGGCCAGCGGGCGGACGGACGCCGGAAACGGACUUUCACGUUAGACGUCGACUCGGUUCACGACAGGUGGAGCGGGGCUACGUCUUUAUCCUCUCCUGCGUGAAUCUCCAAAACAAAACCACCGAAAAAAAAACAAAAAAAAAGAAGAAAGAAAA
Messenger RNA from Lampris incognitus (smalleye Pacific opah), 1257 nucleotides. RefSeq names its product glycerol-3-phosphate dehydrogenase [NAD(+)], cytoplasmic-like. The coding region runs from base 46 to 1101 and encodes 351 amino acids. Gene Ontology annotation, cellular component: glycerol-3-phosphate dehydrogenase (FAD) complex; cytosol. Gene Ontology annotation, molecular function: glycerol-3-phosphate dehydrogenase [NAD(P)+] activity; protein homodimerization activity; NAD binding. The transcript is spliced from 8 exons. NCBI's taxonomy places the organism in Eukaryota, Metazoa, Chordata, Actinopteri, Lampriformes, Lampridae. Gene Ontology annotation, biological process: glycerol-3-phosphate catabolic process; carbohydrate metabolic process. The record is from RefSeq and is a predicted model, not a curated record.